Aspergillus niger is the source of this 2175-nucleotide messenger RNA. RefSeq lists its product as uncharacterized. The record is from RefSeq and is a predicted model, not a curated record. Gene Ontology annotation, cellular component: cytosol; cytoplasm. Gene Ontology annotation, biological process: molybdenum incorporation into molybdenum-molybdopterin complex; Mo-molybdopterin cofactor biosynthetic process. NCBI's taxonomy places the organism in Eukaryota, Fungi, Ascomycota, Eurotiomycetes, Eurotiales, Aspergillaceae. Gene Ontology annotation, molecular function: molybdopterin molybdotransferase activity. Bases 1 to 2175 code for a protein of 724 amino acids. The transcript has 5 exons.
AUGAUAUGCAGCAUACCUAGUAGGCGCUGCGGGUCACCACUCCGGCCAGUCAAGCAGCCUCCGCUCUUAUCGACAUCUCCGUUCUCCCCACCCUUCCCGGUAGGAGACUCUCCAGCAACCCCUCACAUCCCUACAAUGGCAGACAACACCCUCAAAGCGGCGAUUUUGAUCGUCUCGGAUACCGCUUCGCAAGAUCCCUCUACGGAUAGAGUGGGAGACACACUUACGACCGUCAUCUCAGCCGAAGGAUCGAACAACUGGGGUGAGCCCGUUAUCAAGAUCGUCCCCGAUAGUGUGUUGGAUAUCCAACGCUCCAUCUGUGACUGGACUGAUGGACCAAACUGGGUUAACCUUGUGAUUGUAAGCGGUGGUACUGGGUUUGCUACAAAGGAUAUCACGCCUGAGGCCGUAUCGCCUCUCAUCCAACGCCAUGCAUCUGGCCUGGUACACGGGAUGAUUGCAGCUUCUCUCAAAGUCACCCCUUUUGCAAUGAUGUCUCGCCCUGUUGCAGGUGUGCGAGACAAGACAUUGAUUGUCACCGUACCUGGAUCUCCCAAAGGUGCCAAGGAAAACGUUGAAGCUAUCAUCAAGCUCUUGCCGCAUGCGUGCAGUCAGGCGGCCGGCGCAAACUCCAGAGCUCUGCACGCAGGCGGGGUCAAGAAGCUGGAAGCCGAGGCAGGAGUGUCCUCUGCGCCAACUUCCUCUGGUAAACGACCCCAGUCAAAUGACCCAAACGCCGGUCCAAACCGGCGAUACCGCGAGUCCCCGUAUCCGAUGCUCUCUGUUGACGAAGCGCUCAAAUUGAUCAGCCAACACACGCCCGAACCGACAAUCAUUGAAGCUCCAGUGACAACAGCUCUCGUUGGAUCCGUCAUUGCUGAAGAUGUCUACGCCAAGGAAGCUGUGCCUGCAUACCGUGCCAGUAUCGUUGACGGUUACGCCGUCAUCGCGCCCGAGUCACCCAAUGCCGGGCCCAACACCAAGGGAAUAUUCCCCGUUGCAUCCAUAACCCACGCCAAUGAAGGAGGCGUCCUAUCCCCACUCGAACCCGGCACUAUAGCCCGAAUCACCACCGGAGCACCGCUUCCACCGAACGCCAACGCCGUAGUAAUGGUCGAAGACACCGUUCUCGCCUCAUCGACCCCAGACGGCCAAGAAGAAGCAACAGUCGAGAUCCUAACCGGCGACAUCAAGCCCCAAGAGAACGUCCGCGAACCAGGCAGCGAUGUAGCUCUGGGGUCAUGCAUCCUCCGGAAAGGCGAUCUCAUCACCUCGGUAGGCGGCGAGAUCGGCCUUCUCGCCGCGACAGGUACCCAGACGGUGAAAGUCUACAGGAAACCCUGCAUCGGAGUCCUCAGUACUGGCGACGAACUGGUCGAACAUAAUGACCCUCGCAAGCUCCAAGGCGGCCAAAUUCGUGACUCGAACCGUCCUUCCCUCCUCUCCUGCCUUGCCUCUUGGGGUUUCCCUACCGUCGAUCUCGGCAUCGCCCGCGACACUCCAGUGGGAGCACUCGAGCAAAGCCUCCGCGACGCCCUCCGAGGCAUCGGAAAAGCCCAAACCAGCGUCGACGUAAUCAUCACGACCGGCGGUGUCUCCAUGGGCGAACUCGACCUCCUCAAACCCACCAUCGAGCGAUCCCUCGGCGGAACGAUCCAUUUUGGCCGCGUCUCCAUGAAACCAGGCAAACCUACCACCUUUGCCACGAUUCCAUUCAAGCCCUCCUCAACACCAUCGUCAUCCUCAGGACAACAAGAACGCGAAACGAAACUCAUCUUCUCCCUCCCCGGUAAUCCUGCCUCCGCUCUCGUCACCCUCAAUCUCUUCGUGCUGCCCUCCCUCCACAAGCUCAUGGGCAUGGAACAGCGGAAAAUCACACCCGCUGGGAUCUCCCCGCCACUAGGCCUUCCCCUUGUGUCUGUGGCGGUGGCGCAUCCCUUCCCGGUUGAUAAGAAACGCACCGAGUAUCAUCGGGCGAUUGUUACGGCGUCGCGUUCGGAUGGUCGACUUUAUGCUAUGAGUACUGGAUUGGAGGGAGUGGGACAGCGUAGCUCUAGAGUGGGCAGUCUGGCGAGUGCUAAUGCGCUGUUGGUGUUGAAGCCCGGGACUGAGAAGGUUGAGAAAGGGACGUUGGUUGAGGCGUUGAUGAUGGGGGCUGUGGUGUCGGAGAAAUGA